AUGGAUGCUUUACUUAAAAAACGUUCUAGGGUUAAAGCCUACAUUACUAGAAUUGAAAAUUUUGUUAACAACAAUGAAAAUAAUUUAGAUGUAGAUAUUAAUGAGUUUGUAACAAGGGAGGUUCAAUUACAAUCAACUUUUGAAAAUUAUUCGGAAAUUCAGGCAGAUAUUGAAGGGUUAGAUGAGGAUCAGGAAAGUGAUCGUGAAAACGUGGAAAAUCAAUAUUUUAAAAUAUGGGCUAAAAUUAAAACUAUAAUUCAAAAUAGGAAUUUAACAAACUUGCAACAAUUUCCCCCGCAACCUGCCAUGCAUCUCCCUCAAUUAGAAAAUAAUAACAGGGUAAAAUUACCAAAUUUAAAGACUCCUACUUUCUCGGGAAAGUAUGAGGACUGGAAGGGUUUCAUUGAUUUAUUUAACGCAUUAAUUCAUGAAAAUUCUCAACUCACAAAUGUUCAAAAAUUUUUAUAUUUAAAGGGCGCACUUUCGAAUGAGGCAUUACAUAUUAUUAACGAUUUAGCAUUAACAGAAAUUAAUUAUGGGGUGGCAUUAGAUUUGUUACAGAAAAGGUUUGACAACAAGGUUGUCAUAAUUAACACGCACAUAAGGGGUAUUAUGGAAUCGCCUUCCAUAAAUAAAGGUGAUGGGGCACAACUUAGGGCUUUUUUAACAUGCAUAAGACAGCAUCUAAAUUCGCUGCGUGCACUGAAAGUGCCCGUAGAUGAAUGGGAUAUUCUAUUAGUUUAUAUUUUGGCGAAAAAAUUAGACUUUCAAACGCACAAGGCAUACGAGCUUGAAAGGGAUGAUACAGGGUUGCCAACAAUAGCAUAUUUUCUUAACUUUUUGGAAAAGCGUUGCACUGCGUUAGAAAAUAUUACGGGUGCGGGAUCUUCGGAUAAUGAAAGGGGUUUUAAGCAAAAAGCAAAACAGUCUUUUUUAGGUAUACAGGGCGAGAGGGCAAAACAAGGCUGCGCGUUUUGCAAACGGGAAAACCAUUUAAUUUCUAAAUGUUUUAAAUAUAAAGGGUUAACGUUAGAGGAAAAAAGGGAAUUUGUGAAAAAUAACAGACUUUGUUAUAAUUGCUUAAGUGACGGACAUUCGGUUGUAAACUGCAAGUCAAUGGGAUGUAAUAUUUGCAAACGUAAGCAUAAUACAUUAUUACAUUCAAAUGACCAGGAAAAUAACGGGCAAACUAAAAAUACACCUGAAAGGGAAAAUAAAAACAAUUUACAAACUAGUAAAGUUGUUAAGUAUACGGGUCCAGAAGAACAAACGGUUGUUUCAAAUAACACAACAUUAAUUUCUCAAGGGUUUAAUAAUAAUUUUCAAAUUUUAUUGGCAACAGUCAGGGUAACAGUGACAACUGGGGAUGGACGUAAAAUACAAGCGCGUGCGUUAUUAGAUUCUGGGUCACAAACGAGUUUUGUAACUUCUGAUUUCUUGAAAAAGUUAAAUGUAAAUGUUUAUCAGCAAACUUUAAAAAUUGGAGGUAUAGGUAACAAUAUCACUCAGGUAAACAAAAUGGUAGAUCUCACACUGGAAUCUAGGGUCCAUACCAACUGUAAAUUCGAGGCUUCGUGUGCUGUUUUGGACAGGAUAACCUGGCCGCUUCCUCAAACCUUAGUGGACACAGGUAAGUUCAAGAUUCCUGACAAUGUUGAGCUGGCGGAUCCAUUCUUUUAUGAACCUGCUGAGAUAGAUAUGUUGAUUGCUUCUGAUUUGUAUUUUGAAUUAAUUCUUCCGGGGUUGAUCAAGUUAGGGACUGGGCUUCCGCUGUUGCAAAAUACCAAGUUUGGUUGGGUUGUGUGUGGCAGUGCUCCUAUAAAGUCAUCUAAGGUCAUGCAAGGAUGCAAUUUAAAUGUGUCACUGCACUGUCAGUCAUUAGAUAACAUCAAUGAGCUUAUUCCUAAAUUCUGGCAAUUGGAGGAACUUUCUAAGGAAAAAAUUUUGACUGGAGAAGAAAAGUUGUGCGAACAAAGGUUUGUAGAAUCAGUCAAACGCCUGGAAAAUGGGAAGUUUCAGGUCGACUUGCCAUUUCGGCAAGAAAGGGAUUACGAAAAGUUGGGUGACUCGCUGGGGACAGCAGUCAAAAGGUUUCACAGUUUGGAAAAAAGGUUUCAACGUGAUGCAAAGUUGUUUUUAGAUUACAAACAGUUCAUCGACGAAUAUGUUUUACUUGGGCAUGGUAAAUAUGUUAAUUUUGAUCUUGGGCAAAAGGAGUUGGUAUCUAGACAUUUUUUACCUCAUCAUUGUAUUAUAAAAGAGCUGAGUUUAACAACAAAGCUCAGGGUGGUCUUUGAUGCUUCUUCAAAAACAUCAAGUGGGUUGUCAUUAAAUGACAUAACACUAAAAGGGUUUUCUGUUCAGCCUGAACUAUUUGACAUCUUGUGUAGGUUUAGAACAUAUGGUUUUGUCAUCAUUGCAGAUAUUCAGAAGAUGUAUCGGAUGAUUCAGGUCAAUCCAAAACAUACAUUUCUGCAGAAUAUUUUGUGGCGAGAAUUUCCAGGGGAAGAGUUUAAGUGCAUCGAACUUCAGACGGUGACGUAUGGAACGAAUUCAGCUCCAUAUCUUGCAACUCGUUGUUUAAAACAUCUUGCAAUUGACAAGGCACUUGAGUUUCCUUUAGCUUCUCAAGCUAUACUGCAGCAAUGUUAUGUGGAUGACAUAUUAGGUUGUGUGAACACAAAGGAGGAAGGGAUACAAUUACGGGAACAGCUUAUUGGUAUGUUAAAAUCUGCAGGCUUUCUACUUCACAAAUGGGCGUCGAAUGAUAAUUCAAUAUUAGGUUCGCUUAAAAAUAAUUUGGGAAAGGAGGUCGACAUUAACGAGGAAGGGGUAUCCAAUAAAGUACUUGGGCUUUCUUGGUGUCCUAUAAAGGAUAAAUUUAAGGUUUCGGUACCGUCUACUAGGCAGUCAAGUAAAGUUACAAAAAGGUAUGUGCUCUCAAAUAUCGCACAGAUGUUUGAUCCGUUGGGAUUUAUAGGUCCUGUUGUAGUGACUGCGAAGUUAUUCAUGCAGGAAAUUUGGGCGGCUAAACUUGACUGGGACGAGGAGCUUCCAACCAACUUAAGGGAAAGAUGGGUUUUAUUUUCAAAUAGUUUCAUACAUUUGCGUAGUUUGCAAAUUCCUAGGUACACGUUUUUGUCUAACCAGUUGGUGUCAGUUCAAAUUCACGGGUUUUCAGAUGCAUCUAUGGCAGCCUAUGGUGCUAAUAUCUAUUUGAGAGGUAUUUACUCAAAUGGAAAAAUUUCGUGUCAUUUACUUUGUUCAAAAUCUCGGGUAUCACCAUUGAAAACCAUAACUCUACCUCGCUUAGAGCUUUGUGGGGCGUUGUUAUUGGCUAGAUUAAUUCAUAAAAUCAUGUCAAUAAUAACCAUAAAGGUUGACAAGGUUACUUUGUGGACAGAUUCGAUGAUUGUCUUGUGCUGGUUAAAUUCUCCGCCAAAUCGUUGGGCAACUUUUGUUGCUAACAGAAGUUCAGAGAUUCAGGAACUUACAAGCAAUUUUUUAUGGCGUCAUGUCAGGUCGGAGGAAAACCCAGCUGAUCAAUUGUCAAGGGGCAUUUCACCUUCGGAUUUAAUAUCCAGUAAACUGUGGUGGCAUGGUCCUAAUUUCUUGAUGGAUUCUAAUUUAGAUCUGGGUAAAGAGUCUGAAGGGUUUGAAGUUGAAUCAAUGCCGGAACAGAGAAAGGUAACUCUAGUUCAAGCAGGGCAAAUUAAGGUGUCACCAAUAAAUUGGGUUAAAUUUUCUAGCUUUUCACGGUUGCAAAGAUCUUUGGCUUAUUGUCUUAGGUUCAUCAACAAUGCGAAAACCGGUAAUACAAAGGUUUUUGGCCCUCUGACUAUUCAGGAGUUAAAAAAUUCGCAUAACAGGAUAAUACAGUUUGUUCAGGAAGAAGGUUUUGCUAAAGAAAUUUCGUGUCUUAAAUCUCACUCUUCUCAGAAGGACGGGGAGGGAACAAAGUUAGCAGCAACUUUAAACCAAAGCGAUAUUAGGAAUUUAAAUCCAUUUUUGGAUGGAUGUGGGUUAUUAAGAGUCAAUGGAAGACUUGCCAAGGCAGUUGUUCACCAUGAUCAAAAAUUUCCGAUUUUAUUGCCAGCUAAACAUCAUGUGACUAACUUAAUCAUUAGACUUGAACACAUCAAAUUAUAUCAUGCAGGGGCUCAUACUGUAUUGGGCAGUAUACGGAUGAGAUAUUGGCCAGUUAAUGGGUUAAGGCAAGUGAAGUCAGUCUUAAAAAAUUGUACUAUUUGUUUUCGGUUGAGGGCUAAGUCCUCAAAUCAACUCAUGGGAUCGUUACCAUUGGAGAGAACAACAAUUUCCAGACCAUUCUUAAGGGUAGGGGUAGAUUUUGGGGGGCCCCUAUUUGUCAAACAAGCCAGACUGCGAAAAAGUACAACAACGAAGGCUUACAUAGCAUUGUUUGUAUGUAUGACAACGAAGGCCAUACAUAUCGAAUUGGUUUCAGAGUUAUCAACACAAGCGUUCCUACUAACGUUAAAAAGAUUUAUUGCUAGGAGAGGCAAUCCUAUUUCCAUUCACAGUGAUAAUGCGACAAAUUUUCAGGGAAGCAAUAAUGUUUUGAACGAUCUGUAUAAAUUCUUUAGGUCUUCUUCUAAUUUAAAUUCAAUUCAGGAUUUUCUGAGCACUAGGGAAAUUGAGUGGAAGUUUAUACCACCAAACAGUCCCCACUGGGGAGGACUCUGGGAGGCAGGUAUAAAGUCGGUAAAAUCUCAUCUUCAUAAAAUAGUAGGAUCUUCUGUGUUAACAUUUGAGGAACUGACAACGGUCUUGGCACAGAUAGAAGCGAUAUUGAAUUCUAGGCCGUUGUGUCCAGUUUCUGCUGAUCCAUUGGAUUUCUCGUGUUUAACACCCUCGCACUUUCUUAUAGGAGAACCACUGAUGAGCUUUCCGGAACGGGAUGUUACUGACGUUCAGGAGAACAGAUUAAAUCACUGGCAGCGUUGUUCGCAGAUUCAGCAGCGUUUUUGGAAACGGUGGUCUGCUGAAUAUUUAAAUCAACUUCAAGUUCGGUCCAAGUGGCUUUCUCCAGAGCGGAAUCUUGAAGUCAAUCAGGUCGUCCUUGUUAAGGAGGAUAAUGUUCCUCCGAUGAAGUGGCUUCUAGCUCGCAUUAUAGAAACAAUGCCUGGGUCUGACGGUAAGGUUUGUGUCGCCAAGAUAAAAACUAAGGAUGGUGAAUUUGUGCGGCCCAUCACGAAGUUGUGUCCCUUACCUUACGAUUCUAGUUGA
Molecule: messenger RNA, 5247 nt
Organism: Sitophilus oryzae (rice weevil)
Lineage: Eukaryota; Metazoa; Arthropoda; Insecta; Coleoptera; Curculionidae
Exons: 1
Coding region: 1-5247 (1748 amino acids)
Biological process (GO): DNA integration
Molecular function (GO): nucleic acid binding; zinc ion binding
Source: RefSeq, a predicted model, not a curated record